AAUGUAGUGCUGCUAUCUCGUAAAAUAUUCAGUGGCAGAGGAAGAUGUGUGGUAAAAGAUGAGGGGAUGGAAACGUGGUACGUCUAGGGGUGGAGUAUGGCCAAGCAUCUUCCUCAGGGACCUUGCAGGAAGAAUCUGACCCAAGAACUAGUGCCGCCGCCAUGGCUCUGGGCGAGGCGGACGCGUUGGGCCCCGAGGCGGAGGAGAGCAGGGCCCAGGAGCUGGAUGUGAUCGCCCGCGGGAGCGCCCUGGAGAGCUUCACGGAGAGCCAGGAGGUGCGGGGGCUCGUCGGGGGCCUGGCGGCCGUGUGCGGGGACCGGGCGGCUCGGGAAACGGCCGUGGAGAAGUUCAUAGUUAUAAUGGACAAGUACCAGGAGCAGCCUCACUUGUUGGAUCGCCACUUAGAAUGGAUGAUGAAUUUGUUGCUGGAUAUAGUACGGGACAGUGCAUCUCCUUCCGAGCUAUUUCAUCUGGCUUUUAAAUUUCUUUACAUCAUUACAAAGGUGAGAGGAUACAAACUUUUCCUCCGAUUGUUUCCUCAUGAGGUUGGUGAUUUACAGCCUGUUUUGGAUAUGCUUAUGGACCAGAAUCCAAAAGACUGCGAGACUUGGGAAACUCGUUACAUGCUUUUAUUAUGGCUCUCCAUGAUAUGCUUGAUUCCUUUUGAUCUGGCCCGGUUUGAUGGAAAUACUGUUUCUGAAGAAGGGCAUGCUCGCAUGCCAACAAUGGAUCGCAUACUUAAAGUAGCAAAAUGUUACUUGGUUGUCAGUGAUAAGGCUCGAGAUGCAGCUGCUGUACUGGUUUCAAAAUUUAUUGUUCGCCCUGAUGUCAGGCAAAAAAGGAUGGCAGACUUUCUGGACUGGACUCUUUCAAUGUUAUCUAAAUCCUCCUUUCAGACUAUGGAGGGGACUGUUGUUAUGAAUGGCAUGCUGCAGGCUCUGGCACAGUUAUUUAAACAUGGCAAAAGAGAAGACUGUUUACCUUAUGCUGGUACUGUACUUGAGUGUCUUGAUAACUGCAAGCUAUCAGAAAGUAAUCAGAUGGUUCUUCGCAAGCUGGGGAUGAAACUUGUUCAACGACUUGGACUGACAUUUGUGAAACCAAAGGUAGCAAAGUGGAGGUAUCAGCGUGGCUGUCGGUCUCUGGCUGCCAAUCUGCAAGCUAAGGGUUCGGUUACGCAGAAUCAAAUGAUAAAUGUUGCUGCUAAUGAAGCUGAGGAUGAUGAGGCAUAUGACAUUCCAGGAGAGAUUGAAAAUGUUGUAGAGCAAUUGUUGGUUGGACUGAAAGACAAAGACACUAUUGUCAGGUGGUCUGCAGCAAAAGGAAUUGGUAGAAUAACUGGAAGACUUCCAAAAGAAUUAGCAGAUGAUGUGGUUGGGUCUCUGUUGGAUUGUUUUAGUUUUCAGGAAACAGACAAUGCAUGGCACGGUGGAUGCCUGGCUCUGGCUGAAUUAGGCAGAAGAGGAUUGUUACUCCCUUCCCGGAUCUCAGAUGUGGUUCCUGUCAUUUUGAAAGCUCUGACAUAUGAUGAGAAGAGGGGAUCAUGCAGCGUGGGUUCCAAUGUGAGAGAUGCGGCGUGCUAUGUGUGCUGGGCCUUUGCUCGUGCUUAUGAUCCCUCAGAACUUAUUCCAUUUAUUAACCAGAUUUCAAGUGCGUUGGUUAUUGCUGCAGUAUUUGAUCGUGAUGUUAAUUGCAGAAGAGCUGCUUCUGCUGCCUUCCAGGAGAAUGUUGGGAGACAGGGCACUUUUCCACAUGGCAUAGACAUUUUAACUGCAGCUGAUUAUUUUGCUGUUGGUAACAGAGUUAACUGUUAUCUGACUAUCAGUGUGUAUAUUGCUGGUUUUCCUGAGUAUACACAACCAAUGAUCGAUCAUUUAGUUAACAUGAAGAUUAACCACUGGGAUAGUGUUAUUCGAGAACUUGCAACUAAGGCUCUGCAUAACCUUACUCCACGGGCUCCUGAAUACAUGGCAAAUGUGGUUUUGCCAAGACUGCUACCUUUAUCAGUGGGCACAGAUCUGCACACACGCCAUGGGGCAAUUCUUGCCUGUGCUGAGAUCACCCAUGCACUGUGUAAACUAGCCGAAGAGAAUAAUAGAUCUGUAACAUAUUAUUUCAAUGAAAAAUCAUUGGAGGGACUGAAGCAAAUCCAUCAAGAGCUUUGCGGUCGACAGUUGUACAGGGGUUUAGGUGGAGAACUGAUGAGACCAGCUGUCUGCACUUUAAUUGAAAAGUUGUCACUAUCAAAAAUGCCAUUUAGAGGAGAUCCAAUAAUUGGCGGCUGGCAGUGGUUAAUAAAUGACAGUCUAAGAAGUCUCCCUCUUGUUUCAAGCACUGCUCGACAGCAUAUAAAGGAAUCUGCAGUCUCUGCACUUGCUGCAUUGUGUAAUGAGUAUUACAUCAAUGAAAAGGGAGAAGCUGAUCCAGCUCUACAGGAUGAGCUGGUGACACGGUACAUUUCAGGACUACAAAAUACUGAGGAAAUGAUUCGUUGUGGCUUUUCACUAGCUCUUGGGGCUCUUCCAAGAUUUCUGCUAAAGGGCAGGCUCCAACAGGUUUUGGAAGGUUUAAAAAAAGCUACCAUAAUUUCCCCUGAAGAUGUGAGCUUUGCACAAUCCAGAAGAGAUGCCCUAAUAGCAAUUGCGAAGGUUUGCCAAACAGUAGGUGUAAAGGGAGAAGGAUCUCAGGAAGAAUAUGUCUGCAAAGACAAUGUUACUCAGAUUUAUGCUACGCUACUUAAUGGUGUGACUGACUACACCACAGACAGCCGAGGAGAUGUUGGAGGAUGGGUACGUAAAGCUGCUAUGACAAGUUUAAUGGAAGUGACGCUUUUGCUGGUUCAGAAUGAAGCGGAGUUAAUUAAUGCCAACAUUUGCAAACAGAUUAUGUGCUGGCUGGCCCAACAAGCAGCUGAAAAAAUUGAUAAAUUUCGAGCUCAUGCAGGAUCUGUGUUCCUUACUCUUUUACAUUUUGACCGUCCUCCAGUUCCACAUAUACCUCAUCGAGAAGAGCUAGAGAGGAUAUUUCCAAGGUCAGAGACAGAAACUCUAAACUGGAACGCCUCAUCAGAAGCUUUCCCUCGAAUCACCCAGCUUUUGGGUUUACCGACAUAUCAAUACUAUGUGCUUUUGGGUCUCUCAGUGUCUGUUGGUGGAUUAACGGAGACAACGCUCAGGUACUCUGCCCAGAGCCUUUUCGAGUACAUGAAGAAAAUCCAGAAUGAUUCCAGUGAAAUGGAGAGUUUUUGUGAAACAUUACUCAAGGUCUUUGAGGACAACCUGCGGAAUGACCGGGUGUCUGUACCUCUCCUGACAAUGCUGGACCAAAUGCUGGCAAACGGCUGUUUCGAUAUAUUUACCAUGCAAGGGAACCAUCCAUUUCCAGUGAAGCUAUUUAACCUUUGUAAAGAAGAGAUCAAAAGAUCCAAAGACAUCCGGAAACUUCGCUCUAGCAUAGGAGUGUUUUGUGGCCUGAUUCAAUUUGAAGGAGACAUGAGAGAGAAAGUUCUGUUUCAAUUGUUUCUCCUCCUUUGCCAUCCAUUUCCUGUAAUACGGAAAACAACAGCCAGUCAGGUUUAUGAAAUGUUGAUAACCUACAGCGAUGUAGUGGAUCCUGCCAUUAUGGACGAGGUUAUGACCAUACUCAGCGAUACCAACUGGGAAGCUGAACUAACAGUAGUAAGAGAGAAACGCAACCUCCUCUGUGAUCUCAUGAAAGUGCCCAAACCACAGCUAGUAUCCAAGAGUUCAGCACAAUAAAGUUGCAGGCACUGACUGUUGCUUUGCAAACUGAAGCUCUUGGUUCAGGUGCCCUUAGGACUGAAAGAGUUUGUGCUACGGCAUCUUGACAAACUGGAUUCUCAGCAUGAGCUGCGAAGUACACUGUUUAACAAAAAUAAGAGGCAGAGAUUAUGUCUUACAGCAUUGUGCAGAUAUGCCAUAGGAAGGCAACAAAGAUUCAUUAUGUUCUCCGUUUUUAAAUUCAUUAUCUGUAGCCACAAGAUGGCAGUUUGUCUUCAUACUUCUGUCGCAAUUGACCUGUUGGGUUUUAGUGUUGGUUUGGUUUUUGUUGUUUUGUUGGUUUGUUUUUUGCUGUCAAUGAUUUACACUCCUACAGUUCUGAAUGGAGCCAUUCAACCUGUGCUUGCUGUACACACAUCAAGUAUUAAACCUGACUUGGCUGCACUCCUCUCUUAAUAUUUUUUUCUCAAGAUAAGAAUGGCCAUGCUUAUUGAUAUUUUACUUUUCAGGAAAAUUUCAUUAUAGCUGUAGAUAAAUAUGGCAUUCUUGCACCAAAGUCAAACAAAAAAUCCAGGUUUUGCUUCAGCUAAUGUCAAAGCAUCGUCUAAUAGCUCUUCCUAUAACUAAAUAAAGCAAAUGUAGUAAAGUAGCUCUAGGGACUGAAACUUGAUUUUUUUCCUUGAAGAAUACAGAGGUGAAUCAGUACUUCAGGGUACUGCUAGGAAUUCAGAAUAUUCCUUAUUGACUACAAAAUGAAAUGGCUGUAACAUUUAUCUUUAAGACUACUGUGAUUGUAGGGCAAAUGCACAGGUAACAUGAUAUUGUAAUUAUAUCUUGUUUUUUGUGGUUUUAGUUAAUCCUGCUAUCUCAGCCCUUUAAGUAGAAUAGAAAUAUAUACAUAUACACGUCUAUGAACAUUUGUAAGUUAAAAUUCAAGAGGAAGAGCUAAAACCAAACCACUUUCUCUGUGAAGUACCUGCUACAAACAGCAGCAAUAGUCUAAUGUGAGUGUAUCACUGUGUCGCUAAGAUUUUUUAUCUUUGAAGAAGAUAAUUAUACAUGAAAAACUACAUUAUUCAACACUUUUUGAGUAUACAUGCAACCUGCACUGGCAGAUGAAAUUCAGGGCAGAUGGGUGUUGUUCUCUGAUGAACUAUUAAACAAACGCGUACUCAGUGGCCGUAUGCACCGAAGGGGCCACUUGCACUUACUCUCGAUCCCUUAGCCUAUGGUGUUAGGCAGGGUCAUUAAUUUCCUUAUAGAAUGUACUAGAAAUUUUCAUUUUGCUCUUGCAAAGUUAUGCUUUUAGCUCCCUGUUGCAAGGAAAACAUGUUACAUUGGCAAAGCCAGCUUAUUCAAAACAAAAACAGAAAAACUAAGAUGGUCCAGUGAAAAUUUUGAGCAUCUCCACGUAUAAUCAUCUGGCUACCAAAUGAUGAUACAUGUGCUACUUUUCACAGUCCUGAACCAGAGGCUUUAAUAUCAGUACCAGCAGUAGGCAGAGCUUUACCUCGCCAUGCACCAGCUGUUGCUCUCUGUAGCAGGGAAUAAGCCAAUAGCAGGGAACAGUUGAGGGCCCCAAACAGUGUUUGACAGAAACCUCUCUUUACAUGGCUGUUCGUUACAGGCUUUGCUUGGUGCAUUUUUAAGCCUUCCCUAUGGUAACAGUCCUCUUGUAGGCUUAUGGCCUGUAUUUGAUGAUUACUUGAAUUAGAAAAACAAUUUAACAAUCAAACUGAGUUUGGUAGACAAUUGUGCAAUAGUAAAAUGAGUAAAUACCAUUAUCAAUGGCGUAACUAGGAGGGCCCUUAAAAGGAAGUUACUCAGAGCAAGGAUUAAAUUAAUGAGGCACAAAUUACCAAAAAGAUCUAAACCUCUGAACACCUGGGGCUUCCUACACACACAGAUACAUACAGAAUAACACACAGAGCUUCAAUGUCACUGCCUUACCUUGGUUUUUAGUUAAAAUGAUAAUAAUCCACCCCUUCUGUCAAGUUCAGCAUAUUCAAGUUUGUUUCAAAUGCUCCUCCUGUUAAAUCCUACAGGGGAAAAAAAAAAAAACAGACAAAUGUAUUUCAGGUUGUAACAGCUUUUGGUAAUUUGUUUUUUUGUUUUUGUUUUUUUUUUAGACCACAGACAGAAAGUCCAAUUUGCAGAGCUAAACAUAAAUAAAACAAGGCUUAGAGAUGUUUCCAUUCAAAAAUUAAGUUUACGGUGAGAAAUUAGUCUUCACAUUAGUACCUUUGGGUGUGUAUAGGGGGAUGUUAAACAACUCAUUCCAGUGCAGUCAAGAACACAGGAAACUACUACACUGAGGGAGCACUGGAGAUAAACAUCUGCAACUCUGGAGCAUUUUGUUUCCCAAUUUGCAGAGAAUGGACCAAGGGAAUGAGGUUGCCAAAACAGUGAUUUUGUAGAUUUUGAACGAUGAUUAGCCUGUCUGAUGAAACAAACCUUUCAUCAAGUUACUGAAAUAUUUUGUGUAGGUAAAGGUGUUUCCUUUUAAGCUGCUGUUGCAUUAGCUGAGCAGGAGCCUGAUACGUUUGCUCCAUGAAUCAUUUUUGAAGGCAGUGAAACAGACCCUAACACAACUGUGAUGUCAUUACAAAAACGUGUCGAUGUCAAUGUUUCUGAGUAUUUCUACAUUGGCCUCCUCUACUGGCUUCCUCCUUAAUUCUACUCCAGGAAUGUCACAAAAAAUGAAUUAACUAUUAGGUGUAGGUAAACAAGUUUACUUCAGUACUCUUUUGGUUGGUUCAGAGCUGCCAUACUGAAGUUGUAACAAGGCACACCAGUACUGCGUGUGUUCAGGACAGGAAGUUAUGAAAACAGAAUCCAACCCAAACUGGAAUUAAAGGAGCUGGAAUGCUGGAUUUUGGCAUUCUGGAAUAACUGGAUUCAAAAGAAAUUGCUCAGGGAUCUUUUAUAAACCUGCGAUCAGAAACUAAGGGUUCUAAUGUAUAUAAGAGGACAUCUUGGCUUAUCCAGCUUCCCAGCUUGGCCCCAUCAGCUGAACUGCUUGUAAACAUACUCACGUAGUAGCUGGGUGUUUGUUUCUUGGAAACCUUCCAUUCAAGGAACAAGGCUAUCUCAAUCAACAGUCAGUCCAACUACAAAACACACUGACCUGUCCCCUCCAAACUUCUUCAUUGUUUCUCCUGCUUGAAUUUAUACAUGAAAGGAAACGCUGCAUGAGUAUAUUUCAAAUCUCUUGCUCAAUCAGCAUGCUAUGCCUCAAGAGCAGAGAUUACCUCCCCUCUCUGCUACGCCAUUCUCAUCUACCUGCCACAAUCUUCUUUUUGCACUGGUAAGGCAAAAAUAUACGAAGACAACAUUAUCUGAUCCAGAACAUCACCAAAAACCACUACCGUCAUAAAAUUACUUGAGCUCCGAUGUUUAGCAACAAUUAAAAGAACAGUGGUAAUAGCUAAUGAAUUGUCAAAGAGCAGCAAAGGGCCCAUAGCAGUAGACUUUUUAAGCAAGGGCCUCACCUAGGUAACAUGUCUCUUAGCUGAUUGAUAAGGCCCUGAGUGGGAAAGCUGUUGAGUAUUUUUUUUACUUCUUGAAAAUUAAGAAUACUUGACAGUAUUUAAGUUCUCUGAAGGACCGGGUCCUAGUUUUGCAAUUAAUUUCAAAUCUCAAAUUGCCAUUGGUCCAUGUGCAAAACUGACCACUCGUGUCAACAGGGAAUUCUAGUUAGAAAUGCAGGCAUUGAUCAUGACCUUUAGUCUCCAGUAAUGAUUUCAUAAACCCGAGAUUACCCAAGUUAGGACACAGGGUAUGGAACAGUUCUGAUUGGCUUGCUGAACAAUCAGCCUGCUCUAAAGAAGGGUUAAAAAAUAAAAAUGAGCCCAGAUGUGAUAUCAAGCAGGAGAGUUAAAAACAAAUCUUCCAUUCCCAGAGCGCAAGACUGAGUUGACAGAACAAGGCAGUGUUUUACAAUAACUGGUCUAACAGUGAAUUUACUGAAAACUUUCCACAAUCCAACUAGUUUAAUUACUGAGACAGAAUACUAGAAAAUCCCUUUCAUUUCAAGCACUUGGAAUUCAUGCCAAAACAGGGUACAAUAAGUGAUUUCUAAGCAUUUUGCUUUUACCUCAAAGCAAGAGAAAAUACACAGUGCAAACCCUUAGAUGAAGUGGUACUGCAGGCUGCUACACAAUUCUGACGAGCCAAAGCCACGAUUUUAUGCUCCUGAGCAAAAACUUCAAAACACACACACAGAGAGCACAGACUUCCAGCUUACAGCCUUUGUGAAGCCAUUUUAAAAGCUUUUUUUUUUUUUUUUUUUUUUUAAACUGAG
Messenger RNA from Anas platyrhynchos (mallard), 8043 nucleotides. It is a transcript of the gene TBCD, whose product is annotated as tubulin folding cofactor D. Lineage: Eukaryota; Metazoa; Chordata; Aves; Anseriformes; Anatidae. Gene Ontology annotation, cellular component: lateral plasma membrane. Gene Ontology annotation, biological process: adherens junction assembly; bicellular tight junction assembly; tubulin complex assembly. The record is from RefSeq and is a predicted model, not a curated record. Gene Ontology annotation, molecular function: beta-tubulin binding; GTPase activator activity.